Molecule: messenger RNA, 882 nt
Organism: Yamadazyma tenuis ATCC 10573
Lineage: Eukaryota; Fungi; Ascomycota; Pichiomycetes; Serinales; Debaryomycetaceae
Gene: CSO99
Product: Cso99p
Source: RefSeq, a predicted model, not a curated record
AUGUCUAUGGCUAUUGCACCAGUGCCCACAAAGGGAAAUGGUAUUCCACUCGGCAUGUUGCUUCUGCUCAACAGAGCCUUGAAGAAAACCAUCUUGUCCCCCAAAUUCUACCAGGAGCUUAACGACAAGGUGUUGACCAAAGCAUCCACCAUCGAUUCCGUCUUAUACUUCACCUGCUAUUUCGCUUUGCUUGUGUCCAGUAUUCUCAAUAACAAAACCUCCAUCCGACGCUCUUUACAAGACCAGCGACUCAAGCUCGUCAAGCUCGUGGAGACCAGAUUUGGCGUGAGCCUUGCCCUGUCUCCAAACAAAUGGCUCAACCGGUUGGCAGUAGAGCAUCAACUUGUGGAGAAACCUUCAACACUCGGCAAAAUUUUGAAGAACAUCAACACGUACGUGGCUGACGUGCGUAUCUUCAACCGCUUGGGCGACUGUAUAAAGUACGUGCCAUGGAUAGCGGGAGAGUUUAAUGCGUUUUUGUUACCCUCCAGUGAUACUCCCAAAUUCACCCGCUUCAUCAACUUAUUGCAGUCGUUGAACUGCUUUGUGUUGGAGUUGCUUGAGAAUGCCGGGUGGUUGACGGAGCACGACUGGGUGGCCACUGGCGACAACAAUUGGUGGUGUAUUUUCACGUAUAUUUGGUGUUGUCGAGUGUGGGGGGUGUACAUUUUGGUGGAGAUCAUGGAGUUGUUGAGGAGAACUCCCGUCAAGGACUGGAACCGAUCGUGGAAAAUCAGCAUGUUCAAGCAGGUGAUCCAGAUGCCGUUGGUGUUACACUGGAGUUUGUACGACGGGUGCUUGACACCUUUCUGGGUUGGGGUUUGUGGAUGUGGAGCGUCGUGGUGGGGGUUCCGCGACGUGAUGGCCUCGUUACAACUCUAG